UUUUUUUGAAAGAAUGCCUUGUACAAGUUGUAUGGUUGACUACUCUAGAAGUAAAAAAGAGUUUGGGUGUGCGAAAUGUAAAUUCAGUUUUUGUCGUAAAUGUCUUCCUUAUGAUGUGGUGAUACCUUCAAUUUCGGCACAACCUGUUCCUGUUUGUUCAAAUUGUUAUUCUUUAUUGAAUCAACAACAACAAAAUUUUGAAUUAUCAAAAGACAAAAAUCGCGAAAUGCCUUCAAACAUAAAUUGCUGGGAUGGAGAAGAUUUACCCCCUCCUUCAUUAAGACCUCUAUUUUCUUCCAACAAAACUUUAAAACAACAUUUAAAAUCAAACAAAAAUGAGUGGAAAGAAUUGGAAGAAAGGCUGGAAAGAUUGAAUGAACCUAUUGAAUCUGUUAAAGAAGAAAAAAAGAAAAUUCAAGGAAUUGGACAAUUAGAAGAAAGAUUGGCUGCUUUGCGGGGAGUGGAUGUUGAUAUUAUUAGAAGGCCGGGAUUGCUUGUAGUAAAUCAAGAUGAAGGUCAAACAAAUGUUGAUGAUGAAUGUUAUGAAAACGAGGCUCUAAAAUUAUUGAAUGAGGCGGAACAUUCACUUCAAAUAGGUAAACGAUUGCCUUCUUCUACUUCCAAUCUUCACAAUAAUUCUGCUCCGAAUAAUAAUUUAAAAUCUUCUGGUUCAAAUCAGGAUUGUUCUUCGAUAAAUUCUUCGGUUAUAAAUGAGACAAUAGCACAAAUAACAGCAUCUAAGAAGAAUGAGAACAGCACUAGUAGUAUAAGCAGUUUGGAUCAACAAAGUUUAUAUCCUAAUCUUGAAGAUUGUGUGAGAAAAACUUUGGAGGACGCUAAAAACGCAGAAAAUGAAGCAGUUGAAUUCCUUCGCUCGCACGGACAACAACAAUCAUCGAAUAAUGAGGAAAACGAAAAUAACAGAAAUACUGGGGAACAACAAACAAAUAAUCAACAAAAACAUAAAAAUCAAAAUUUACAAAAACUUUAUUCAUUUUUUAAAAAACCUUUAUUUCGUUAAUUUAUGUAGAAUUUUUUAAUGUUCUAAGUUAAAAGAAGUGUAAAAAUAAAAAUUAACCAUGGCUAAAAAUAAUGUAUUGGCAAAAUUUGUUAAUGAAAUCAAGUAUGGACCCAGUCCCAUGAGAAUGAUGAACUUGGCGUUUUUUUUCUCCCUGUCUCCGCAUUUCCUCACCCCUGGCCCCGAUUUCCACUUUUUUUUACUUUCGCCUUUUAAAAUCACUUUCGGCACACCCCUACACUCAACAAGC
Meloidogyne enterolobii is the source of this 1268-nucleotide messenger RNA. The record is from the annotation of a GenBank genome assembly. NCBI's taxonomy places the organism in Eukaryota, Metazoa, Nematoda, Chromadorea, Rhabditida, Meloidogynidae.